ACCAGCAGCUUUUUGGCUUCUUCGCGAAUCUCUGUCAGGUUCAGCCUUCUCGCCUCCACUCCAGCCUCCACCAUGUCCACAAGGGUGACCCAGAAGACCUACAAGGUGUCCACCUCUGGACCCCGGGCCUUCAGCAGCCGCUCGUACUCCAGUGCACCGGGCACUCGCAUCAGCUCCUCGUCCUUCUCCCGUGUGGGCAGCAGCUACCGCGGUGGCCUGGGCACCAGCAUGAGUCUGGCUGGGGGUUACGGCGGGGCUGGGGCGAUGGGGAACAUCACAGCUGUCCAAGUGAACCAGAGCCUGCUGAGCCCCCUGAAGCUGGAGGUGGACCCCAACAUCCAGGCCGUGCGCAACCAGGAGAAGGAGCAGAUUAAGACCCUCAACAACAAGUUUGCUUCCUUCAUCGACAAGGUGCGGAGCCUGGAGCAGCAGAAUAAGAUUCUGGAGACCAAAUGGAACCUCCUGCAGCAGCAGAAGACGACUCGCAGUAACAUGGACAACAUGUUCGAGAGCUACAUCAACAACCUUCGGCGGCAGCUGGACACGCUGGGUCAGGAGAAACUGAGGCUGGAAGCAGAGUUUGGCAACAUGCAGGGACUGGUGGAGGACUUGAAGAAUAAGUACGAGGAUGAGAUCAACAAGCGCACAGAGAUGGAGAAUGAAUUCGUCCUCAUCAAGAAGGAUGUGGAUGAAGCUUACAUGAACAAGGUAGAGCUGGAGUCCCGCCUGGAAGGGCUGACUGAUGAGAUCAACUUCUACAGGCAGCUGUAUGAAGAGGAGAUUCGUGAGCUGCAGUCCCAGAUCUCCGACACAUCUGUGGUGCUGUCCAUGGACAACAACCGCUCUCUGGAUCUUGAUGGCAUCAUCGCCGAGGUCAAGGCCCAGUAUGAGGAUAUCGCCAACCGCAGCCGGGCUGAGGCUGAGACCAUGUACCAGAUCAAGUAUGAGGAGCUGCAGACAUUGGCUGGGAAGCACGGGGAUGACCUGCGUCGCACGAAGACUGAGAUUUCUGAGAUGAACCGGAACAUCAGCCGACUCCAGGCUGAGAUUGAGGGUCUCAAAGGCCAGAGGGCUUCCCUGGAAGCUGCCAUUGCUGAUGCCGAGCAACGUGGGGAGCUGGCCAUCAAGGAUGCUCAGUCCAAGGUGGCUGAGCUGGAGGCUGCUCUGAGAAACGCCAAGCAGGACAUGGCCCGGCAGCUGCGGGAGUACCAGGAGCUCAUGAACGUCAAGCUGGCCCUGGACGUGGAGAUCGCCACCUACCGCAAGCUGCUGGAGGGCGAGGAGAACCGGCUGGAAUCUGGGAUGCAGAACAUGAGUAUCCACACCAAGACCACCAGCGGCUAUUCAGGUGGGCUGAUGACCCCAUCUUAUGGGAACCUCAACUAUGGCCUGGGCUUCCAGGCCAGCUUGGGCUCUGGCGGGAGUUCUGGCUCCUUCAGCCGCACCAGCUCCUCCAAGACGGUGGUUGUGAAGAAGAUUGAGACCCGAGAUGGGAAGCUGGUGUCUGAAUCAUCUGAUGUCCUCCCCAAGUGAAUGGUGACCGCGGGCGCUCCUGUCCUCCAAGCUGCGGGCACAGGAAGCCCCUCCUGAGGCUCAGCCCCAGUCCUUGGCUCACCCUUGGGGUGGGGGGAGUUUAUUGCCCGGGGGACCACCUCUUUCCCGUGCCCCCAACUAAAAGCCAAAUCAAGUGUUGCUGUUUUUUUUUUGUUUUUUUUUUGUUUCCAAAAUAAAGUCUCAACUGGCUCUGCCAACCCUA
Molecule: messenger RNA, 1756 nt
Organism: Eptesicus fuscus (big brown bat)
Lineage: Eukaryota; Metazoa; Chordata; Mammalia; Chiroptera; Vespertilionidae
Gene: KRT8
Product: keratin 8
Exons: 8
Coding region: 73-1533 (486 amino acids)
Cellular component (GO): keratin filament
Source: RefSeq, a predicted model, not a curated record